Messenger RNA from Gastrolobium bilobum, 4386 nucleotides. RefSeq lists its product as uncharacterized. Lineage: Eukaryota; Viridiplantae; Streptophyta; Magnoliopsida; Fabales; Fabaceae. Gene Ontology annotation, molecular function: protein serine/threonine kinase activity; calcium ion binding; ATP binding. The transcript is spliced from 6 exons. The record is from RefSeq and is a predicted model, not a curated record. Bases 1 to 4386 code for a protein of 1461 amino acids. Gene Ontology annotation, biological process: protein phosphorylation; cell surface receptor signaling pathway. Gene Ontology annotation, cellular component: plasma membrane.
AUGCAUAUGCUACUGACCCUGUUGUUGGUGAUUGCAAUAUUGGCAAGUGUAGGAUCAACUGUAAUUGAUGACGAAGCCCUUCCCGGGUGCAAAAACACUUGCGGAAAUGUUUCAAUUCCAUAUCCAUUUGGCAUAGGCGUAUCAACUGUCACAAGUGAAAACUGUUUCUUGGAGGAAGAAUUGCAACUCAGGUGCGACAACAAGUCUACUUUAUACCGCGGUAACGACAGUAACGUUCAGAUUUUGAACAUAACCCUCCAAGGUCAAAUGGACAUGUUAUUUUCCGUCUCCAAGUUUUGCAAAUUAGGAUCUCAUACUUUACCAGAAACAAGAAUAAAAACACUAUCUGAUAUAAAAAAAACACAAGGUAAUGAACAGAUGCUUAGUACUCCAGCUUUCACCAUUUCUAGCGAGCAUAACAAGUUUAUUAGUGUAGGAUGUGACACUUACGGCUAUCUCAAUAGUUUUCGUGACGGUAAUAAGUAUUCAACCGGGUGCUUAACAAGAUGUAAUAGCAAUUAUAUCAUAGGUGAUGAUAUGCUAAGCGAUGGAAACUGCACGGGGAUAGGGUGUUGCCAGGUUGAUAUUCCUCCAAGAAUGAACAAUAUUAGUUUACAAACAUUUAGCUUUAACAAUUUCAGUGACUCUUCGGAGUUCGACAAUUGCAGCUCUUCCUUUGUUGUCAAAAAUGGUUACUAUAAAUUCUCUCUGAGUGAUUUAAAGGAUUCCCCACACGAGGAACUUCCCUUAGUAGUUGAUUGGGCUGUUGGAAAUGGCACGUGUGAAAAUUCAAGGAGGGAAGCCAACAAUGCAUGCAAGAAGAAUAGCGAUUGUGAGGACUCGGCCACUGGAUAUGGUUACCGAUGCAAAUGUAAACAAGGUUAUGAGGGAAACCCGUAUCUUCCUGCUGGUUGCCAAGAUAUUGAUGAAUGUAAGACAUCAAACAAUACAUGCCUAAGUGAAAAUAAUUGUCACAACACCGAUGGGUCUUACAAAUGUUUCUGUCCUAAGGGGAAAUAUGGAGAUGGAACAAAGGACGGAGGGUGCCACCGACGAAAUAUAGUUACCCAGGUUGUCAUUGGAACAGGUGCAGGAUUCAUGGUUCUAAUUGUGGGAAUUUCCUCACUGUACUUAAUAUACGAGAAAAGGAAACUCGUCAAACUGAAGGAGAAGUUCUUUAAGCAAAAUGGGGGUAUCAUUUUGCAACAACGACUCUCUGCAGGAGAAAACACUUCUCAAUCUACUACAGUGUUCUCAGCAGAGGAACUUAAGAAGGCCACCAACAAUUAUGAUGAGAGCUUAAUCAUCGGCAGAGGAGGUUAUGGUACUGUUUACAAAGGAAUUUUGUCAGAUAAGAGAAUUGUUGCCAUCAAGAAGUCCAAAAUUGUGGAUCAGAGCCAAAUUGAGCAAUUCAUAAACGAGGUGAUUGUGCUAUCACAAAUUAAUCACAGGAAUGUGGUCAAACUCUUGGGUUGUUGUUUAGAGACAGAAGUUCCUUCACUGGUUUAUGAAUUUGUUAACAAUGGUACCCUUUUUGAUUAUAUACACAAAGAAGGCAAGGCAGGUAAUGUAUCUUGGAAAACAAGGCUAAGGAUAGCAGCAGAGGCUGCAGGGGCUCUAUCAUAUCUGCACUCAGCUGCUUCUAUACCCAUUAUACAUAGAGAUGUAAAGACUGCAAACAUUCUCUUGGAUGACACUUACACUACUAAAGUGUCUGAUUUUGGAGCAUCAAGAUUGGUUCCUCUUGAUCAAACUGAAUUAGCCACAUUGGUGCAAGGAACUCUUGGUUAUUUGGACCCAGAGUACAUGCAAACAAGCCAACUUACUCAGAAAAGUGAUGUGUAUAGCUUCGGAGUAGUGCUUGUAGAGCUGCUUACAGGGGAAAAACCUCUUUGUUUUGACAGGUCAGAAGAGAAAAGAAGUCUUGCUAUGCACUUUCUAUCUUGCUUGCGAGAGGAUCGCUUGUUUGAGGUUCUUCAAUUUGGCAUUUUGAAUGUAGAAAAUAAGGAGGAGAUCAAGGAGGUUGCUAUUCUUGCCACAAAGUGCUUGAGACUAAGAGGGGAUGAGAGGCCUAGCAUGAAAGAAGUGGCAAUGGAGUUGGAGGGGAUAAGGCUAAUGGAAAAGCAUCCAUGGAUCAACACAGAUAUGAGUCUAGAUGAGACUCAUUACUUGCUUCAUGAGGCAUCAUCUAGCAUUCAUGAACAUGGUGAUAUUGACGAAGCCCUUCCCGGGUGUAAAAACACUUGCGGAAAUGUUUCAAUUCCAUAUCCAUUUGGCAUAGGCGUAUCAACUGUCACCGAUCGCAACUGUUCCUUGGAGGAAGAAUUGCAACUUUGGUGCAACAAGUCUACUUCUACUUUAUACCACGGUAACGUUCAAAUUUUGAGCAUAACCCUCCAAGGUCAAAUGGACAUGUCAUUUUUCGUCUCCAAGGUUUGCAAAAAAGGAUUUGAUAGAAACAUGACAUUCGGUAAUAAACCCGGACUUAGAACUCCAGCUUUCACCAUUUCUAGCGAGCAUAACAAGUUUGUAAGUGUAGGAUGUGACACUUACGGCUAUCUCAAUAGUUUUCGUGACGGUGAAAAUUAUUCAACGGGGUGCUUAACAAGAUGUAAUAGCAAAGUUGAUAUGCAAAGCGAUGGAAACUGCACGGGGAUAGGGUGUUGCCAGGUUGAUAUUCCUCCUGGAAUGAAGAAUAUUACCUUACAAGCAUUUAGCUAUAACAAUUUCAAUGACUCUUCCGAAUUCAACAAUUGCAGCUCUUCCUUUGUUGUCAAAAAAGGUUACUAUAAUUUCUCUGUGAGUCAUUUAAAGGAUUUCCCAUACAAGGAAGUUCCCUUAGUAGUUGAUUGGGCUGUUGGAAAUGACACGUGUGAAAAUUCAAGGAGGGAACACAACAAUUCAUGCAAGAAGAAUAGCGAUUGUGAGGAUUCGGCCACUGGAUAUGGUUACCGAUGCAAAUGUAAACGAGGUUAUGAGGGAAACCCAUUUCUUCCUGAUGGUUGCCGAGACAUUGAGGAAUGUAAGAAUGGUUCACAUGACUGCAUAAGCGAUCAAAAUUGUCGUGAAACAGAAGGGAGUUUUGAAUGUUUCUGCCCUGAUGGACAAUUCGGAAAUGGAAAAAGGGAAGGUGGAGGAUGCCAAAAAAAGCGAGACGAUACACUUACCAAGAUUCUCAUUGGUGCAGGUGCAGGAUUAAUGGCUCUAUUUAUGGUGACUUCUUGGCUAUACCUUAUAUUCCAGAAAAGGAAACUCAUCAAACUGAAAGAGAAGUUCUUUAAGCAAAAUGGGGGUAUCAUUCUGCAACAGCGACUCUCUGCAGGAGAAAACACUUCUCAAUCUACCACAUUGUUCACAGCAGAGCAACUUAAGAAGGCCACCAACAAUUAUGAUGAGAGUUUAAUCAUCGGCAGAGGAGGUUAUGGUACUGUUUACAAAGGAUUUUUGUCAGAUAAGAGUAUUGUUGCCAUCAAGAAGUCCAAAAUUGUAGAUCAGAGCCAAAUUGAGCAAUUCAUAAACGAGGUGAUUGUGCUAUCACAAAUUAAUCAUAGGAAUGUGGUCAAACUCUUGGGUUGUUGUUUAGAGACAGAAGUUCCUUCACUGGUUUAUGAAUUUGUUAACAAUGGUACCCUUUUUGAUUAUAUACACAAAGAAGGCAAGUCAGGUAAUGUAUCUUGGAAAACAAGGCUAAGGAUAGCAGCAGAGGCUGCAGGGGCUCUAUCAUAUCUGCACUCAGCUGCUUCUAUACCCAUUAUACAUAGAGAUGUAAAGACUGCCAACAUUCUCUUGGAUGACACUUACACUACUAAAGUGUCAGAUUUUGGAGCAUCAAGAUUGGUUCCUCUUGAUCAAACUGAAUUAGCCACAUUGGUGCAAGGAACUCUUGGUUAUUUGGACCCAGAGUACAUGCAAACAAGCCAACUUACUCAGAAAAGUGAUGUGUAUAGCUUUGGAGUAGUGCUUGCAGAGCUUCUAACAGGGGAGAAACCUCUUGGUUUUGACAGGCCAGAAGAGAAAAGAAGUCUUGCGAUGCACUUUCUGUCUUGCUUGACAGAGGAUUGCAUGUUUGAAAUCCUUCAAGUUGGGGUUUUGAAUGAAGGAAAUAAGGAGGAGAUCAAGGAGGUUGCUAUUCUUGCAACAAAGUGCUUGAGACUAAGAGGGGAGGAGAGGCCUAGCAUGAAAGAAGUGGCAAUGGAGUUGGAGGGAAUAAGGCUAAUGGAAAAGCAACCAUGGAUCAACACGGACGUGAAUCUAGAAGAGACUCAUUACUUGCAUCAUGAGGCAUCAUCUAGCAUUCAAGAACAUGGUGAUAGCAGCAGCCAUCAAAAUACUGGGUAUGACAGCAUCAAAGAUCGUGUACACAUUGACUUCGAUGAUGCAAGAUGA